Cornus florida is the source of this 1773-nucleotide messenger RNA. RefSeq lists its product as uncharacterized. Lineage: Eukaryota; Viridiplantae; Streptophyta; Magnoliopsida; Cornales; Cornaceae. The record is from RefSeq and is a predicted model, not a curated record. The transcript is spliced from 4 exons. The coding region runs from base 761 to 1192 and encodes 143 amino acids.
CCAAGAGGACCCAAUUCAGUCGAUGAACCAAUUCAUCGGCCGAUGUCAACCGGUGGUGUUGGCGGUGGCCGUCGACGUUGAUUGGAAUUGUGGAGACUCUCUCGACAACAGAGGAGUAAUGGGUUGUGGAAAGGACCAAGCAUUUCCAUGGAUGAAGUGGCUGACCUUGGUUUCAAGUCGGAGUCUUUAAUUAGGUACACAGAGCACUACUUAAUCCAAAUUAUUUGCUGGUCUCUCCACUUAUGAGUUCCCAAAUAUGUUUCAACAUUCCUUGCCCUAGAUACCAACUAAGUCCCAUGGAAGCAAACCAUCUAUGUUCGUCUCAAAUGCCACUUUGCGUUGCCCAAAUCAUGUACUCUAACUUCAAUACCAGAUCAAACACCCACUGCGUCAUCUCUGAGAUUCUUCAAUCUUUACAAGAGAGGGAGUUAUCCUUGGCUGCUGGACUAGAUGAUAAGAAUGAUAUCAUGAGAAUGGAGAUUAGAUAUUCAUUAGUAGAUAAGGCUUCAGAUGAUCCUGUUAUUGCGGCACUAGAUAAAGAGAUUGUAAUGCUUGGAGCACAAUUAUCUGCCCUAGGAACAAAAGCAGAGGCUCUUGUAACAAAAAUGGAAGAAUUGCAAGUGAGACAUGUCCAACAUAUUGGUGACUACCAAAUUGGAGUAACAGAAGUAGAAACAAGAAAUGCAUCAACAGAUCAGGAAACCUUUUUAAGUGCCACAUCAGUCAUCCUGCCAUUACCAAACUAGAUGAAGAGAUUGUGAUGGUUGAAGCUGAAGGAAACACAGUGAUAGCGAAGUUGGAUGAACUUGAGCACAGCUAUCAGGAACACGUUGGUGGCUACCAAAUUGGUAUAAUACCUUCACUGGGAAAAGGGUGGUCAUCUGUGGAUGUUGUUGACAACUCUGAUGAGGCGGUUGAAGAAGACUGCAAUGUGGAAAAUACGGAAAAGGAAGAAGAAGAUCAGGAGAGUGAUGGUACAGUCUCAUCUCUUGCUGACCUAGAAGAAGAGAUAAUGGCAGUAACAGCAAAGUUAGAGGCACUCAAGAAGAAACAUGCGCGUCAUGUUGAAAGAAAAUCCAAACAUAAGUUGUUGGAGGAAAGCUCCCCUAGAAAAUCUUCUAUAGUUCUGAAAAAGUGUUCAAGAUUAGAACUGUUCCAUGGAGGCACGUCCCGGUCGAACAAUAGUGCUUGAAUGGGAUUUCAGCAUGGAGUAGCAAUGGUGGCGGUGUCUGCUGUUAUGUUAGGGAUUGUGCCUAUUGGUACCUAGCCUGUUAACAAGUUAGGUAGUCAGCAUGUCAGCAUUUUCUUGGGUACUUAAUUUAGCAAACCCGCACGUUGGUACCGUAUCACAAGUGAUUGCGUUAUGGGCCUAAUAGCAGCAACUUGACUGGGGUAUUGUCACAUUGUGUUCAGAUUCAUGGUUCGCCGUAUUGUCCGAUACGCUACCAUUUUUCAAGUUCGAUACGCGAUCCGUAUCAGUUAGUUUACACUUACUUUGUCCGAUUCCGUUACACUGCGAACCAUGACUUCAGAUGCACCCUGAGGCCUAAUAGCAGGAACUUGACUUGGCUAUUGUCACAUUGUGUUCAUAUGCACCUUGUUUGAAAGUUGUGGUUGAAAGGUUAUAUGUGUUAUCAACUGAUGAUGUAUUGUGCCUUUUCCUAUUUGUUUUGUGCUUAUGUUAUUGAUAUAUCAAUGAUGCAUAUUGCUAAAAGGCUUGGCUCAAACUUUCUUCUGAUAGUCUCCUCGUGUGUUUCUAGUUUUGUCUAGUUU